UCAAGUUGGGCACGUUAAAACGCCAGUCGGUGUAUCCAUGUAAUUAAAAAGUAAUUAGCGCACGCGUUGCCGCCAUUCACUACUAUGAUAAACACGCGGAAGUGCGUCUGUUUGUGUUGAACACGUUCGGCCGUUCGUAAACACCACCGAAGCCAAUCAGCAGCUCCCCCCCACGAGAAACCCCGACUUGAUGCUCGAGAGCCAACCGGAAGUGCAAAUUAUGACUGUCCAAAAUCUGGACGGUUUGGACACCAAGAACGCGGAAACGAUGCAGAACGUCGGCGGCGACAAGCCGGGCGCCAACGCACAGCAACAGCUGACCGCCAGCAAGAACGGGCACAUCAGCUUCAGCGUCGCCUCGCUGCUGGCGGACACGCGGCCCGCACGCCAGUCAUCCCCUAAUUCGUCGACCGUGCCGUCGUCCAGUCCCGCGCACCACUCCUCCGACGAGGACUACGACUCGAACCAGGAGGACUCGAUCGUGGACGUGGAGGACCUGCAGGCGGGCGAUCAGAAGUCCGACGGCGGCCACAAAGACGACGAUGAGUACCGGCAGCAGCGGGAAUUCGCGAAAGAGACGCUGCUCAAUCAGGGCCCGAUCAGGCCGACGCCGUUCUCGGCCCUCGCGGCCGCCGUUUACCAAGCGGCCCAUCCGAACUGGCCGCACCAGGGGUUGGUCAAUCCGUUCGCCGGUCCCGGACCGAUCUUCCAGGGCUCGCCGUUCGGUGUCGGGAACAUGAACUCAGUGGACGCCAACGGGGACCCGCCCAAAAUCAAGUGCAACCUGAGGAAGCACAAGCCGAACAGGAAGCCGCGGACGCCGUUCACGACGCAACAGCUCCUGGCGCUGGAGAAGAAGUUCCGGGACAAACAGUACUUGAGCAUCGCCGAAAGGGCCGAGUUCUCCAGUUCGUUACGACUGACCGAGACGCAGGUGAAGAUCUGGUUCCAGAACAGACGGGCGAAGGCGAAACGACUGCAGGAGGCCGAGCUGGAGAAGCUGAAAAUGGCCUCGCUGUCGCGCCAUCCCCACGCCCUCUACCCCCAUCCGGCCCUGCAGGGCUACUUCCCGCCCGGUGCGCAUCCCCUGGCUUCGAUCCUGGGCGCCAGACCGCCCAUGCCGUUGGGGCUGAUGCCGCAGCCGCCGCCCCACAUCGCCUCCCCGCAAGGUGAACUGCGAUCGCCCAGUCCGCGGAUGUCCUAAUGUUUUCCCUCGGGCAUCGACGACCGGCUGCAAUAUUAUGGGCGAGUGUCCGUACUUAUAAAUAAUGAAUUGUGAUGAUGUUUGUAUAAAAAGGUAGAUACAUUAAUUAUUAUUUAUUUAUGAAUCUUAUUAAUUUUAAGGGAUCAGUGUAACUAAUGAAUAGGUUAGUUGUUAUUUUUUAAAAAAAUAUAUAUGUCUGAUCUCAUGUUAUUUUUUCACGUGCCAAAUUUAGUAAAAUAGUUCACAUUUUUGAAUAAGUCACAAACAUGUCCGUGAGCGACAUGAAUAAUGGUUAAAGUUUAAGAUUAGAAUUGACCCCUCGAAUCUUUGCUCCCAUAAUAAUUAAUAAUUCCAUCGGUUAAUUUACGCGUAAUUUCCAUUGAUUUUAUUUGUGUUAAACGUUGCCCGGAGUGAAUAUUUUCGUUUUCGUUGGCCACCAAUUUUAAUAGCAAUUUUAUGGUUAUUAGUUGGCAGUUUAGUGGAGAUUUAUUAAAUCUUAUUUAUAGAAAAUAUCAAACGGCGGACUGAGAAUUAUGUUGGGCACAUGUGUCAUGUAAUUAUGUCCCAUUCUGUUUUUUCGUUUUGGCAAAUGUAAUUCAGCGCUUAUAAAUGACAGCCACCUAUUAAGCCUGCCAAACGAAAAAGAACAAAAUCAUCAUUCUCCUCUACAAACUCAAUUAUAAAUUUUAUUUAUACCUCAUAAAGUGUCUUCUGUGGAGAAAUUUAAUUAAUGAGUUGUUUUAUUUGUUCGCCAACGCCAGAGACGGACUCGGACUCGGACCCCGAUCCACUAUCGUAUCCAAUUAAUACGAAAUUAGUAAAUGUUAUGUUAUUUUCACUUCGCGUACAAAUUUAGCAAUGAACUCAUCGUUCCACAACAAAUAAGAAAUUAAUUUAAAAUCAUUUAAUAGGUUUGGUUAAAUUAAUUAAAAUUAUCGUUUUGCUGUGGCAAUAAAUUAUUAUGGGUUAUCGGAGUUUCAUACGCCGGGUCGCACCAAAAUCAAAUUAUUAUCGAGGUCUAUAAAUUAACCAUUUAAUUUUUCGGGGUCACUCCACGACAAUUCGAAAACAUUUUAGGCCGGAUAGUACAAAAAAUUAAAUCAAUUAUUCAGUGGAACCAUCCCCGAUGCAUUUAAUUCUCUCCCCCCUCCCCCAGUGUUUUUUGUAAAUAUUUUGUACAGAUGUUUGUAUAUAACUGUAAAAAAAAUCGAUGUAAAUUAUUUAGAUGUAACUUUAUUAUUUAUGUAAUAUACGAAAUGCACAAAGUAUGUGAAAUCUUUUCUAAAUAGAUAUUCAGUUUUGUUAGUUCUAUAAGUAUUACUAGAACGAGUUCAAUAAAGAAUAUUACCGAAA
This is a messenger RNA of Aethina tumida (small hive beetle), 2557 nucleotides long. Its product is annotated as muscle segmentation homeobox. Gene Ontology annotation, cellular component: nucleus. Bases 191 to 1204 code for a protein of 337 amino acids. Gene Ontology annotation, biological process: regulation of transcription by RNA polymerase II; embryonic morphogenesis. The transcript is spliced from 3 exons. The record is from RefSeq and is a predicted model, not a curated record. Gene Ontology annotation, molecular function: DNA-binding transcription factor activity, RNA polymerase II-specific; RNA polymerase II transcription regulatory region sequence-specific DNA binding. Lineage: Eukaryota; Metazoa; Arthropoda; Insecta; Coleoptera; Nitidulidae.